Molecule: messenger RNA, 2034 nt
Organism: Schistocerca nitens (vagrant locust)
Lineage: Eukaryota; Metazoa; Arthropoda; Insecta; Orthoptera; Acrididae
Product: proline-rich protein 36-like
Exons: 4
Coding region: 1-2034 (677 amino acids)
Source: RefSeq, a predicted model, not a curated record
AUGGACACCCGAGCGGCGCUGCUUUGGGCGGUGCUGCUGGCUGCGAGCGUCAGCGGCGGCCAGGAGGCGGAAUGCGUGGGCGGCUGCCCGCAGGGGUCCCGGCGAGAGGGCCGCUCCCUCGACCUGCUGUCGGGACUCACUGGCUUUCUGGGCGGGGGCGACGACGAGGCCGGCGCCCCGGACCCGCUCAAGUACCCCAUCUGGAAGGUCCACAAGUACCAUGGCAUCGACCUCCGGCCCGUGCAGGUCGUCGACGUCCGGUCGCCCUACAAGCCACCCGAGCCCAAGCAGGUUUACCCACCGGCAUACGGCCCGCCGGCGUACGGCCCCCCGCAGUACCCGGUGACUGGUUACCAGCCGCCCGCGGGUACCAGCUUCAGUGCCACCUCGGACACUUUCACCGCCUCCGAAGGUGGCUCCAACGGCGACACCAACGGCGGCAGCGGGGGCGGCGGCAGCCCCCUGUCCGCGCUCAUCUCGCUGCUCCCACUGAUCAACAACCUGGUCAGCCUCAAGAGCGGCAAAUUCGGAGGCAGCGGCAACGGCGACGCCAGUGGGGGCUCGCCUCUCGAAGCGCUGGGGUCACUGUCCGGCCUCUUGGAGAGUGCUUCCGGCCCGAUCAACAAGAAAGUGCAGGCGGUGCAGGCGGUAUCCUCGCUGCUGCCCGUGCUACAGCAACUGAAGCACUCCAAGCCGGUGGGCUUCCGCACCUCGCUGGCCGUCGGCCGAGGUUUCGACCCCAACCGCGUGCGGAGGUCGCCGCAACGUAUCUCCAAGCGGUCGCUCCUCCUGCUGCCCAAGAAGUUGGCGGUGCUGGGCGCCAUCUCGAAGCUGCAAAAGAUUAAAUCCGGCAAGAAGGAACCCUUCAGCCUCUUCAACCCCUUCUCUUUCAUUCCUGGCCCGUUCGAACUCGUGAAGGAGGGUCUGAAGACGGUGCUGCCGAGCUUCGUCAGUGGACUGCUGGGCUUCGACGACGAGGAGGAGGAGGAGCCGGGACCGCCGGGACCGGCCGGACCGCCGCUCCCGCCGGGGUCCUACCUGGACACCUCGGCACUGCCCGUGCUCCCCGGCCUGCCCCCGAUUCCCAUCAAGACCGGGCUCUUCGGCUUCGGCUUGCCCCCCAAGUUCAUCUUCCAGCCCGUCGCCGGCGGUCAGCCUUACGUGUCCGUACGUUACCCUCAGAACGGAGCCAGCCCCCCGGAAGAGGACACCGGCACGCAGUACGCGGACGGCCCGGUACCGUACUCUGCACCCUACGAAUAUCCUCCUCAGCCGCCGCCUCCACCGCCACAGUACGGUGCACCGGUGUACAGCCCUCCGGUGUACAGCCCCCCACCGUACGGCGCAGAUCAGCUUCCGCGGUCUCCUCCUCCCGAGCCCGAUUCCAAGCCGGAGCCGGCCGUCGCGUACCACGCUUCGCAAGUGAUCCCCCAGCUCCAGAUCCAGAUCUCGCCGUACCCUCUGUCCCAGGCACAGCACGACAACGGGUACGGCGCGCCUAGUCCCGGUUACGGUCCGCCCGGCCCCAGCUACGGCCCACCGAGCGCCACGUACGCGCCUCCCCUCGAACCCCCUCCGAUGGAGGAACAGUUGGUGUCACAGGAGCAGGAGGUCGAGGUCCCCGAACGUCCGGAGGCGCGUUACCCUCAGGCUGUGCCCCUGGAGCCGUCCACGGAGCCACCUGCACCACCUCAGCUUCCCCCGUCGCCGGCACCGUAUCCACCUGCUCCGCCACCACCGCCGUAUCCACCUGCGGGUCUCCCCCACCAGCCGUUCUCCCCUCCUGACUCGUAUGGCAGCAACUUGGAUUACUCGCCGCCGAGCUUCAGCCACGAUGGCGGCUACGCUCCACAGCAGUUCGGACCGGACGACGGUACCUACUACCCCGGCCCCAGCCUGCCGUACUCUGCAAACGAGAUCCACGACCCUCUGGCCUCCCCGUCGGAAGUCAGCUCCUUUGCGGCCUUCCGCAACUCUCAGCCUUACAGCCCAGAAAUCUUCAACUCGGAAGAUAGCUUCGUGGUAAGUACCUAA